Messenger RNA from Ipomoea nil (Japanese morning glory), 687 nucleotides. Its product is annotated as histone H3.2. Gene Ontology annotation, molecular function: structural constituent of chromatin; DNA binding; protein heterodimerization activity. The transcript has 2 exons. NCBI's taxonomy places the organism in Eukaryota, Viridiplantae, Streptophyta, Magnoliopsida, Solanales, Convolvulaceae. Bases 85 to 495 code for a protein of 136 amino acids. The record is from RefSeq and is a predicted model, not a curated record. Gene Ontology annotation, cellular component: nucleosome.
CCCCACUCUGUUCAAAGAAAACCAUAACCUAUACAUACAAUUUCUCUCUCUAUAUUCUCUCUCUCUCAUCAAUUAAUUGUUCAGAUGGCUCGUACCAAGCAGACCGCCCGCAAAUCCACCGGAGGGAAGGCUCCACGGAAGCAGCUCGCCACCAAGGCCGCCAGGAAGUCUGCUCCGGCGACCGGCGGAGUGAAGAAGCCGCAUCGUUUCCGGCCGGGGACGGUGGCGCUGAGGGAGAUCAGGAAAUACCAGAAGUCGACUGAGCUUCUGAUCCGAAAGCUUCCGUUCCAGAGGCUGGUAAGGGAAAUCGCUCAGGACUUCAAGACGGAUCUCAGGUUCCAGAGCAGCGCGGUGGCGGCGCUUCAAGAGGCGGCCGAGGCUUACCUUGUCGGAUUGUUCGAGGAUACCAAUCUCUGUGCGAUUCACGCUAAGAGGGUCACCAUUAUGCCCAAGGAUAUCCAGCUUGCUAGGAGGAUUCGUGGGGAGAGGGCCUAAGAUGAAGGUUGAUUGUUGUGCAAUUUUUGACUGCCCACUUUUUGCUUAGAUCUAUUGCCAAGUGUGGUGUAAAUCUUACAAGGGUUUAUGGGUAAGAUGUUAAUGUAGUAGUUUUGGUUUGGAAUGGUUAUAGCUUUUUGCUUGGGUUGUUUCAAUGGGAAAAAUACUUUGAUGGAUUUUUAUUUGAGUUAA